AGAGGGAGAGAGGGGUCUUUCCCCGUGCGUGCCGCGAUGGAGGGACGGGGGCGAGUGGCGAGAGACCAAAAACCCUGCACGUGGAUGCAGCGAAACUAAACCCGGAUUUGUUCCACGGUCGAUAAGCUGGAUUUCAUAAACCGCCGAUACGUCCGAGGCAUUUUGUGGGGAACUUAGGGAAGGGAAGGAUUCCGAGUUUUUUGGUUUUUGGUUUCUUUGGUCAAAGAGGAGGAUCCGCAGGGAGGAAGGAGGGCAUCAGCGUCGCCAUAGCCGCACCAAGCAGCCCAAGCGCAAGCGCACGACCUGAAGGAGGAGGAGGAGGCCGGAGGAUUCGCCUCUCCCCGCGCGCCAUCGACCUCGAUCCAUCGCGCUUUUUGAUCGGAUCACCUGGAAUUCGCGGCCACCUAGUCCGGACACUGCGGGUGCUCUCCUUGCUUCUGCUGACGGAGGUGGAAAUGGAUUUGGUCUCUAGUUGCAAGGACAAAUUAGCGUAUUUUCGAAUAAAGGAACUGAAGGAUGUCUUGACGCAGUUAGGACUUUCAAAGCAAGGGAGGAAGCAGGAUCUUGUAGAACGGAUAUUAUCAGCUCUUUCAGAUGAACAAGUGUCCAAGAUGUGGGCAAAGAAGCACGUGGGGAAGGAAGAUGUCGCAAAACUAGUUGAUGACAUUUACAGAAAAAUGCAGGUUUCUGGGGCCCCUGAUUUAGCUUCAAAUGGUCAGGGAGCCUCAGAUUGCAGUAAUGUCAAAGUUAAAGGAGAGUCGAUUGACCCAUAUCGGUCAGAUGCAAAGGUCAGAUGUCCUUGUGGAAAUUCUUUGGAAACAGAGACAAUGAUCAUGUGUGAGGACCCAAGAUGCCAUGUCUGGCAACACAUGAGUUGUGUCAUCUUUCCUGAAAAACCUGAGGAGGCUCCUGAAAAUUUUUAUUGUGAGCUGUGCCGUCUUAGUCGUGCUGAUCCGUUUUGGGUUUCAGUGGGACAUCCUCUGCAGCCUGUGAAGAUGGUUACUACGAAUAUUCCAGCUGAUGGUACUAAUCCCAUACAGAGUGUUGAGAGAACUUUUCAACUGACAAGGGCAGACAGAGACCUUUUAGUGAAGCAAGAGUUUGGUCUUCAGGCGUGGUGCAUGCUUCUCAGUGACAAGGUUUCAUAUAGGAUGCAUUGGCCUCAAUAUGCAGACCUACAGAUCAAUGGUUCGCCUGUUCGUGCUAUUAAUAGGCCUGGCUCACAGCUGCUGGGGGCUAAUGGUCGUGAUGAUGGUCCCAUUAUAACACAGAUUGUGAAAGAUGGCAUCAAUAAGAUCAGCUUAACGGGGUGUGAUGCUCGCAUUUUCUGUUUGGGAGUCAGAAUUGUGAAAAGGCGCAAUGUUCAACAGAUUCUCAAUCUGAUUCCAAAAGAAUCUGAUGGUGAACGUUUUGAAGAUGCUCUUGCUCGUGUUUGUCGCUGCGUUGGGGGUGGAGCAACCGAAGCUGAUAGCGACAGUGAUCUGGAAGUGGUAGCAGAUUCCUUUGCUGUUAAUCUACGAUGCCCUAUGAGUGGUUCGAGAAUGAAGGUUGCUGGUAGAUUUAAACCUUGUCUUCACAUGGGAUGUUUUGAUCUGGAGGUAUAUGUGGAAAUGAAUCAGAGAUCCAGGAAGUGGCAGUGUCCUGUAUGUAUGAAAAAUUACUCGCUGGAGAAUAUCAUUAUUGACCCUUACUUUAAUCGCGUGACAUCUCUGAUGAGGAAUUGUGGAGAAGACGUGACAGAAAUUGAGGUCAAGCCUGAUGGUUCUUGGCGUGUUAAGACCAAAACCGAAAGUGAACGGAGAGAUCUGGGCAAUCUUUCUCAAUGGCACCUUCCUGAUAGUACACUUUGUCUCUUGACAGAAGAGAAUUCUCCACCUAAUGCAGAGUAUUUGAAGCAGAUUAAGCAAGAAGGUGUUUCGGACAGCCAUACUGGUUUGAAACUUGGAAUUAGGAAAAACCGCGAUGGAAUUUGGGAAGUCAGCAAACCGGAUGAGUUGAAUAACUCUUCCAGUAACAGAUUGCUCGAUAAAUUUGGAGACCAUGAACUGAAAGUCAUUCCAAUGAGCAGCAGUGCCACUGGAAGUGGUAGGGAUGGGGAAGAUCCUAGUGUUAAUCAGGAAGGUGGGGGGAAUUUCGAUUUCUCUACCCACAAUGGAAUUGAACUUGAUUCAAUUACUUUGAAUGUAGACCCCUCUUUUGGAUACACUGAUCAAAUUCCUUCUGCUCCAAUGGGUGAUGCAGAAAUUAUUGUUCUUAGUGACUCGGAUGAAGAGAAUGACAUUUUAGUAUCUCCUAGAAGUAUCUACAAGAAUGAUCAUUCUGAGCCUAGUGGGAUUAACUUUUCCAUGCCUCAUGCUGGGAUUGCUGAUACAUUUGAAGAUCCUGCUCUUGGUACUGGGGCAAAUUCGUGUUUGGGGCUUUUUAAUAGCAACACUGAUGAUUUUGAAAAUAUGCACCUCUGGUCAUUACCACCAGGAACUCAAGGUGGUCCUGCCUUUCAGUUAUUUGGUUCAGAUGGUGAUGUUUCCGAUGCUCUGGCUGAUUUGCAGCAUGGUUCAAUGAAUUGUACCUCUUCGACAAAUGGCUACGCUUUGGCACCAGUGACUAUGACGGAAGCCCCUGCUCUAGUUCCAGAUCCUUCAGUUGGUCAUGCUGAUGAUAGUUUAAAUGAUAAUUUAGUUGAUAAUCCCUUGGCACUCGGCCGGGUUGACCCUUCCCUUCAGCUAUUCCCCUCUGCUGCGUCAUUGCAGCCUAACAUAAGGGAUCAAUCUGACAUGUCAAAUGCCCCACGUACAGAGGAUUGGAUAUCUCUGAGACUUGGGGAUGGUGCCACUGGUGGUCAUUGUGAACCUCCUACUGCCAAUGGAUUCACCCCAGGACAGCAAAUUCCUUCUGGAGAAGGGUCCAUGGAGACUUUGGCCGACACAGCUUCUUUGCUUCUGGGAAUGAAUGAUGGUAGAUCCGAGAAGGCAAGUAGGCAGAGAUCAGGUAGCCCCUUAUCAUUUCCUCGACAAAAACGUUCUGUGAGACCAAGACCAAGAUUGUACCUUUCUAUUGAAUCAGAUUCUGAAUAGAAGGAUUCUCACUCCUCUUGGACGGUUUCGGCCAUACAAAAUUUGCUGAAGAAUUGUGUUGAAGGAUCUCUAGCGAUCCAAUUUAGUCCUCAAUAACUUGAAUAGUGCUAGCACUUUCAUAUUUGUAUUUUGCUGGUUUGGGCUGAGGCAUACGACAGAGCUAGGCAAAUGCUGAAGCCGUUCUGACUAAAUUUUUGCUCGCAACUGACAAGUACCUUUAAAUUGGUUUCCUGCAUAUACCAACGAGAUCUGCAGUUCAUAUUCGGGUAAACUGUACAGUGGACACUCAUUUAAAUCCGAUACUUUCUGGUACCAUCCAUUGAGGUUAUAGGAUGUAGCGCGCAACAUAAAUGUUUUGCCUUUUACUUAGUGAUGAAAGCCGGUUAGCUUUGUAAAUGUUUCUCCAGUCGGUUAGUAAUAGAAAAAGAUAAAGAACGACUUAUGCUGCCUGUACUGCCCGUUCGUUUUUGGCCAUGUGUUGUCCUUUAUGAAUUGGAUGCGAUUGCUUAGUUUUUGUUUUGCUCUAGAAAAGUGGUGUCGGUGCACAAGAGGAGUGUUGUUGCUCAAUGGCUCCGUGGCUAGUUGAUCAUAGUAGUCAUAUAGCAAGCCGGACCAAGAGUUCAGCAAUGAAGGUCUUGAUGAAAGUUGAUGGCAAUGAGAGGAAUCUUUUUUUGUCCUCUCUCUAUCUCUCUCUCUCAUAUGCAAGUACAUGUGUGUGUAUAGGGAGCGUUGGUUCACAUUUUAUGAGAACAUUAGUAAGGAUGUAUGUAAAUCAGCACAUUAUUUAUCGCAUUGGAUGUUCAAUGCCAGAGUUACGGGUGACCCCACUCUUUCUUUUCUG
This is a messenger RNA of Eucalyptus grandis, 3915 nucleotides long. RefSeq names its product E3 SUMO-protein ligase SIZ1. Gene Ontology annotation, molecular function: zinc ion binding; SUMO ligase activity. NCBI's taxonomy places the organism in Eukaryota, Viridiplantae, Streptophyta, Magnoliopsida, Myrtales, Myrtaceae. Bases 456 to 3074 code for a protein of 872 amino acids. The record is from RefSeq and is a predicted model, not a curated record. The transcript is spliced from 18 exons. Gene Ontology annotation, biological process: protein sumoylation.